Messenger RNA from Ceutorhynchus assimilis (cabbage seed weevil), 1162 nucleotides. The record is from the annotation of a GenBank genome assembly. NCBI's taxonomy places the organism in Eukaryota, Metazoa, Arthropoda, Insecta, Coleoptera, Curculionidae.
AUGCAUGUAUCACAUAAUAAUCCUCAUAUUUCUCAGGCUCCAGCGAGGGCUCCAGAUGAACUAGCAACGACUUCCAAGACAGUUCAAUACAACAGUGUAAAUAAUAGUUUGAUUGCUGAUAGUCUCACUGAUAACUCUCCACAAAAUAUUUUUUAUUUAAAUGCUGAAAAUAUUAAAGAUAUUUAUUCGAGUAAUGAACCAUACAUUUCCACUGCUACUGUUGCCACAAGUGACAUAUCACCGACCGAUACGAAUACUUUAAAUGAUAAAUUAUUAACAAACAUUAUUGAAAACCAAGGAAUAAUUAUAGAAAACCAAGCAACUUUACUCGAAAGCUUGAAAGGACUUGGAACUAAUGAUAAUCAGCUGAUAAUCUUGCAGCAGUUAUCAAAAUUUGAGGCUAUGGCAGAUGUAAUUGCAGAAAAAAUGACAAAUAUGAACAGCAUUAAUAAUUGUUCCUGUAAAAAAUCUUCUCAGAUAGUCGAAGAUAUAUACAUAGACCGCAUUGAAGCAGUAGAACAAUUUGAUGCAUUUGAAAGUAAGCUAAAAGACAGAAAAAUAAUGCAGGAAAAUAUAGAAAGACUUAGUCAAGUUUGUGGAAAAAGAGGUGAUGGCCAUGGAGUUAACAACUGUUACAUAUUAAUUGAUAGGAUGUUCUCCAGAAAAUUCAUGACCCUGUGCUCGUGGGCUGGUGGCGCAAGAGGAGAACAGGAAAAAGUGGCUUUUAAGAUGAACUCGACCAGGAGAAGCAAAAGCGAUCUGUUAAGAACUUCAGCUAUUAAAAGAAGGCUCCCUAAGAAACCUGCUUCUGCCUCAGAGGAAAUGGAAAAACCACAGGAAAAAGUUGAUUCCAAUGACAUCAUUGAAAAUGAAAUACCUAUGUUAGAUGACGAAAAUGGCAUGGAAGAGCAAUGUAACUCUGAUGCUUUAUCCGAUAGUCAGGAAUGCGACCAAUAAGCCAGCCCAUUGAUUGACGGUUCCAAAGAAGAGAAUUUUGUGAUUUAUUUUUAUUUACUGAAGACAUGAAAACUGCAGUGUCAUGAAUAAUGAAGUUUAUUUUGUUUUUAUGUUACAUACAUAUAUAUGAUUUAUAUAAUGUGAAAGUUUUUUUUAUAGGGUUAAAAGACAUUUGAUUUAUAUAAUAUAUGUAUUAUAAUAUUCC